AUGGAGAUGGAAGAGUUGUAUGUGAGUCCAGAUGAUCAUAGCAGAAGGAGCAAUCAUGCUGAGGAAGAUGAACACGGACUGAAACGGGCAGCUUUAGAGAGCCUGCCCACUUUUGAUCGUUUAAGGACUGCUUUCAUGGAGUCGUAUGCAACACAAGACAUUGAAAACCAACAAGGUGAUACAGUCCACAAACAAGUUGAUGUAAGAGACCUCGGUGCAGAUGACCACCAACAGAUUAUCGAUAAGUUGUUUAAGGUUGUGGAAGUAGAUAAUGACAGGUUCUUGAGGGAGCUACGAGAAAGAUUCCACAGGGUUGGCAUUACUCUUCCAACAGUAGAAGUCCGUUUCAAGAAUUUAACAAUGAAAGCUAAUUGCUUUGUUGGUAACCGAUCUAUACCGACUUUGACAAACACUCUACGCAACCUUGCAGACACGGUUUUUGGUUUUCUUGGUAUUGGAUUAUCAAAGAGGGGAAAGAUUACAAUUCUUGAUGAUGUUUCUGGGAUGAUCAAGCCUUCAAGGAUGACUCUUCUACUAGGUCCGCCCUCCUCCGGAAAAACGACUCUAUUGUUGGCUUUGGCAGGUCGGGCCAACCCAGGUUUAACGGUUGAAGGAAACGUGACAUAUAACGGGCAUACACUUAAAGAAUUCGUCCCACAAAGGACAUCUUCAUACAUCAGCCAAAUUGAUGUUCAUGUAGGCGAAAUGACAGUAAAAGAAACACUAGAUUUUUCAGCUCGGUGCCAAGGAGUUGGAUCUCGAUAUGAAUUACUGAGCGAGCUUGACAUGGGAGAAAAACAGGCUAACGUUUCUCCAAAACCAGAGGCCACCGCAAUGGAAGGUGUUGAGCAUAAUCUAAUUACUGAAUACAUUAUCAAGAUACUCGGACUAGAGAUAUGUCGGGACACUGUUGUUGGAAACCAAAUGAUACGAGGAAUAUCCGGAGGACAGAAAAAACGACUAACAACGGGUAAUAUCACUUGA
This is a messenger RNA of Lactuca virosa, 984 nucleotides long. The record is from the annotation of a GenBank genome assembly. Lineage: Eukaryota; Viridiplantae; Streptophyta; Magnoliopsida; Asterales; Asteraceae.